GGGAGACUACACACACAACUUGAGAUUUAACCUUUCUCAUACGUUUUUUCUUUUGAGUAAUAAAAUAUAAUUAGCUACUGAUUGAGAGAGCUAGAGCUAGAGAAACCAUUCUCUCGCCGGAGAGACAUGGCCGGGACAUCUUCGCCGGAGAAAUGCUCCACGUGGCUUGAUCUAAACAGAGAAGAGGCGGUGGAGAAGAACAACGAAGAAGAUCAGUCAUCAGUUGAAGACGAAGACCAACAUGUCACGAGUAGUAAUAACGUAAGACAGUAUGUUCGAUCCAACAUGCCUCGGCUUCGAUGGACGCCUGAUCUUCAUCUUUCCUUCGUCCGUGCAGUCCAACGACUAGGCGGUCCUCAUAGAGCGACACCGAAAUUGGUUCUUCAGAUGAUGAAUCUGAAAGGAUUGAGUAUUUCACAUGUCAAGAGUCACUUGCAGAUGUAUCGGGGUAAGAAGCUCGAGGCAUCGUCUUUCCAUGAGAUUGGAGCUAUGAUGGGUGGACAAAGAAGGUGUUUGUUAGACAUGAGUUAUGGCGAUUUAAGAAAUGUCUAUAACACUAAAACAGUUCCUCUAAGGGUACACAACCAAGGCGCGGUCUUUACAAAUCUUGGAGGUAACUUUGUUAUACGACCUUCGAGCUGGUGUAACGGAAAUGAAUGGCAUGGUUUCUGUGGAGGACUUGACAGAGACAGCACCAAGAGCAAGACUCUGCCUCUACUCGAGAUUAAGAGGACGACCCAUGAGAAAAGAGUCCGAGAAGAACAGGGGAGAGAAGUAUCAUCAUUAGCCAAACGAUCAAAACUAAUGUCCGGAGGUGGAACUCAGUUACCUGAAUUUGGAAAUUGCAGGCAGAAACCAACAGAUGGUAUCAACACGAUGCUCUCGCUCUCUCUGUUCUCAACAUCAUCAGGAGACCGUAGCUGACGUAGUAGAGACAUAAAGGUUGAACUUUUAAAGGGAUUCAAGGAUAGAUCGACUUUUCCUUAGCC
Molecule: messenger RNA, 989 nt
Organism: Eutrema salsugineum
Lineage: Eukaryota; Viridiplantae; Streptophyta; Magnoliopsida; Brassicales; Brassicaceae
Exons: 6
Coding region: 127-924 (265 amino acids)
Molecular function (GO): DNA binding; DNA-binding transcription factor activity
Source: RefSeq, a predicted model, not a curated record